Vanderwaltozyma polyspora DSM 70294 is the source of this 1581-nucleotide messenger RNA. It is a transcript of the gene IPT1, whose product is annotated as inositolphosphotransferase. Gene Ontology annotation, cellular component: inositol phosphoceramide synthase complex. Bases 1 to 1581 code for a protein of 526 amino acids. Lineage: Eukaryota; Fungi; Ascomycota; Saccharomycetes; Saccharomycetales; Saccharomycetaceae. The record is from RefSeq and is a predicted model, not a curated record. Gene Ontology annotation, molecular function: inositol phosphoceramide synthase activity. Gene Ontology annotation, biological process: sphingolipid biosynthetic process; inositol phosphoceramide metabolic process. The transcript has a single exon.
AUGUUACUCAAUAUAUUCAAACGUCUGUAUACUUCUGCCACUAAUAGAAGGAAUAUAUUUACUUUGACAAUAAAUUUCUUUAUUAACUUCGCUCUGAUUUUAAUAUGGUUGGAAGCAUUCAAACACGCUGACCUUAUUCCAGUUGAAAAAAGACCAAAAAUUCAUAGUCAUAUUGCAUUUUACUCAGAUUUGUUCCUAUUUGGUGAUUACUGGAAUGAAUUCAAAAACCAAAAUUUAAAUAAUCAUAGCAUUUUACGUCUAUAUUCAUUCAUUUCUUCAUUUUCAUUCAUGCUAAUUCUAUUAGUUCUAUUACCAUUGUUACUUUGGUAUUAUAUCUACCAUCAUAAAAAAAUCGAUUAUAAUUUCUUUGAAAGAUAUGAUAAUUAUCUACAUCACUCAUUGGAACUCAAAUUCAUCCCAACAAUUAAAAGGACAUUUAUUUUCCCCUUUGGAAUCCCAUUGAUGACAUUCAUUGUCUUAAAUCUGGUGCACAUAGGUGCCAUUCAAGAGGAGGAAAACUUUACUAAGUUCAAGGAUAUAUUAUCGUGGGUAUUCUAUGUGCUGAUUCACGUAAUUGCACCAAUAUUAACAUCCAUAUAUCUAUAUGUGUUCCAUGCUCCAGGAACAAUGAAAUGUUUCGGUAUAGCCGUUGGUGUACAAAACAUUUUAGGUGUCACAACUCAUUUACUAUUACCAAUGGCCCCACCAUGGUUUACACACUUAUAUGGUAUUAACGACACAGAACAUGUAAAUUAUAGCCAAGAAGGUUUUGCAGCUGGCCUUACAAGAACUGAUAAUCAUUUAGGAACUCAUUUGAGUACCGAUGGUUUUCAUAAGUCUCCAAUAGUGUUUGGUGCGGUGCCAUCAAUUCACUCAGCCUUGGCCUGCCAAUGUGUCAUAUUUUUACUCUUAAGAUCGACCUCAUUGAAACAUAGAUUUGUUACAACCUCGGUCCAUAAGAGAAUGCUAGGAAUCACAAGAAAUGAAGAUGUGGAAGAACACGAUGAAGAAAUGGAGUUAGAGCAAUAUAAUGGUGAAACGCCUUCAUCAACUCCGAUCAGCAGCAUGCGCGAGGAAUACGAGAGUGACCAAGAGGGGCACGAUGACAUGAGUAGUACAGAAUCAUUCUUGGCAAUUGAUUUAGAAUCAUCAUCUUCAAUUUCUACAGAUUCAUCAAUUUUAACAGCUGUUGAGGAUGAUUUUGAAAAUAAUGAAAUCAAGAGCAGUCAAAAUUUUGUACAAUAUUACGUUGAAGACAUAACGAUAUCCAAGAAAUGGUAUUUUACAAUUUUCAACGCUGGUUUAGUUCCAAAAACUUUAGCAAUCAUUUUCAUAUCUAUCCAAUGGUGGUCUACGAUGUAUCUAGACCACCACUAUAGAUUUGAUCUUUUCAUUGGGAUGCUAUACUCGUUGUUCUCAUACACAUUGAUAAACUUGACAAUUCUACAGCCAAGGGUUAUGAAAAAUUGGAUAGAAAUAAGACUUGGCAUGAAGAACGACGAUUACAACGAAGGCAGAACAUAUGGGAUGAGAGUUUUUAAGGGAACCAAUUACGAAUGGUUUUUCGACCCACUUGCAUAG